Molecule: messenger RNA, 1869 nt
Organism: Capronia coronata CBS 617.96
Lineage: Eukaryota; Fungi; Ascomycota; Eurotiomycetes; Chaetothyriales; Herpotrichiellaceae
Product: manganese transporter
Exons: 2
Coding region: 1-1869 (622 amino acids)
Biological process (GO): intracellular manganese ion homeostasis; iron ion transport
Cellular component (GO): membrane
Molecular function (GO): cadmium ion transmembrane transporter activity; manganese ion transmembrane transporter activity
Source: RefSeq, a predicted model, not a curated record
AUGAAUUGUCCCUCCCGCCCAGACAACACGGAACGCCAUCCCCACUGGAACCAGAACCCGCACGCCCUCAGCGGGGAUCUGACUACCCGAGCCGACCUCAAUGGGAUCGUCAAUCUACGCGAACAGCGACGACAUACGGACUCGAGCCGAGAUCUGGCUGACUCGGACGAUACCGACUAUGACUAUGAGCAGAUCCAGACACAGGUCCCGGACAUCGGGACAGCGGACACUGGUCCCAAGGGAUGGCGGUGGAGGGGGCGGGGGCAGAGGCAGAGGCAGCAGACUAAAGAAAGUGCUGUGGUCAAUGUUGAUCCGACGACGACGACGACGAAUAACCACCGGGAAACUAUGACCUCGAAUAACCAGGAGACUAUGACUACCAAUACACCUACACCUCCGUCUCCGUCUCAUUUGGCCUUUCAUCAACCACCUUUUCAGUCACGACGAAACCAACCAAACUUCCCUUCGCCCUCCGCAAUCAUCAACAAAAUCGUCGUCACGCUCCAGAAAUACGUCAAGUUCGUCGGUCCCGGCUUCCUCGUCGCCGUCGCGUACAUCGAUCCAGGGAACUACGCGACCGACGUGCAGGCCGGCGCCGCCACGCGCUACCGCCAUUUGUUCAUCAUCCUCAUGUCCAACCUGUUCGCCAUCUUCUUGCAGUCGCUGUGCAUCAAGCUGGGCAGCGUCACGGGCUUGGAUCUGGCCGAGAACUGUCGCAAGCAUUUGCCGAAAUGGUUGACGAUUGUGUUGUAUUUGCUUGCCGAGGCGGCUAUUAUUGCUACGGAUAUUGCAGAGGUCAUCGGUUCCGCCAUUGCACUAAAUCUACUCCUCCACAUCCCUCUCGUCGCCGGCUGUGCCAUCACCCUCGUUGACGUCCUGUUGCUGCUCAUGCUCUAUCGGCCCGACGGCUCCAUGGGCCGGCUCCGACUGUUCGAAUACUUCGUCAUGGGCCUGGUUCUGGGGGUCAUGGUCUGUUUCUGCGUCCAGCUGUCCUUCAUCCAAAACACCACGGCCGGCGAGGUAUUCCAAGGGUACCUGCCGUCGUCGGCCAUCGUGAACGGCAACGGCAUCUAUCUCUCGUGCGGCAUCAUCGGGGCGACGGUCAUGCCGCACUCCAUCUUCCUCGGCUCGGGCGUCGUGCAGCCCCGCUUGAAGCAGUUUGACCAACAGAACGGCCACAUGAUAGCCAUGGACGAAUCCGCCGAUGACUCGGACCAGGCGGAAAAAUACGUCCCGUCCAUCUACGCGAUCCGCGCGUGUCUCAAAUACUCCAUCGUCGAGCUGGCCACGUCGCUCUUCACCUUUGCCCUGUUCGUCAACUCGGCCAUCCUCAUCGUCUCGGGCGCCUCGUUGUAUCCGCAGACCGCGGCCACCGAGGCCGAUCUGUUCGGCAUCCAUGACUUGCUCAGUAAGAACCUGUCCAAAGCCGCCGGGACCAUCUUCGCCCUGGCGCUUUUGCUCUCGGGCACUUCGGCCGGCAUCGUCUGCACCAUGGCCGGCCAGAUGGUGUCGGAAGGCAUGCUGAACUGGUCCGUGAAGCCGUGGAUGCGCCGACUCAUCACCCGCGCCAUCAGCAUUACUCCGAGCAUCAUCAUUGCCGCGGCUGUUGGAAGGGACGGCCUCAACCAGGCUCUGACGGCGAGCCAGGUGGCGCUGAGUGUCAUUUUGCCGUUCGUCACCGCCCCGCUGGUCUGGUUCACUUGCCGGAGCAAUAUCAUGUCGGUGCGCGAUGACGGAGGCGUCGACGGGCAGGAGAUGGUCAAUAUGCGCAACGGUUGGUUGACGACCGCGCUGGCUGUGGCUAUUUGGCUGGUACUGGUGGUCAUGAACAUUGCAUUGCUGGUUUUGGUGGGUUUGGGAAAGGCUUAG